This is a messenger RNA of Salvelinus namaycush (lake trout), 1180 nucleotides long. RefSeq names its product ER membrane protein complex subunit 4. Gene Ontology annotation, biological process: protein folding in endoplasmic reticulum. Gene Ontology annotation, cellular component: EMC complex. The transcript has 6 exons. Lineage: Eukaryota; Metazoa; Chordata; Actinopteri; Salmoniformes; Salmonidae. Bases 197 to 763 code for a protein of 188 amino acids. The record is from RefSeq and is a predicted model, not a curated record.
AAGAAGAAGUGAAGCGCGACGCCAAUACUAAAACGUCACUAUUGUGUGCCCGGCCAUCGUAUGUCGUCGAUUUAAGCUGAAUUAACUGCUUGUGAAUAAUUAGCCGAAUAUUCACGUACGGUUGGCUAAUUCUGCUCGAGAGUAACAUAAAAGUAAAGUAAACACUAGUUGGAACGUCUCUAAGUUAUACAUUGCCAUGGCGUCUCCAGGGGGACAGGGAGGAGGGGCAGUGUCUACAAGAGGAGCAGGAGCUAGGAGGAUGAAAUGGGCUCUGGAGUUGAGCUUGGGCAAUGCUAGGGGUCGUGGAGACAGACAGAGUAACCAGGGAGAUGUGAUGUACCCCAUUGGAUACUCAGACAAACCAGUCCCAGACACCAGCAUUCAGGAAACAGACAAAAACCUGGUGGAAAAGCGUUGUUGGGACGUGGCCCUGGGCCCUCUGAAGCAGAUUCCCAUGAACCUGUUCAUCAUGUACAUGUCUGGGAACACCAUCUCAAUCUUCCCUAUCAUGAUGGUCUGUAUGAUGGCCUGGAGGCCCAUCCAGGCUCUCAUGUCCAUGUCUGCCACAUUCAAGCUGUUGGAGAACUCUAACCAGCAGUGGCUCCAGGGGCUGGUCUAUUCUGUAGGGAACCUGUUGGGCUCGGCAUUGGCUAUCUACAAGUGUCAGUCAAUGGGUCUUCUCCCAACUCACUCUUCUGAUUGGCUCGCUUUCAUAGAACCGCCUCAGAGGAUGGAGAUCAUGGGUGGAGGGAUGGUAUUGUGAAGAGGACAGAAGGCACACAUUCUGAAAUAUGCUGAACUGUUCUAUUAAUACAUUAAAUCUCUUUCAAGUCUUUUCAAUUCUCUGGCUUUUAGGUUUUUGUAGAAUCCUCAAGCUUUUUAUGUAUCUACAUUCUGUUUGUCAUUUGAGAUUUAAUUUGUCACAGGUUAUAAAAUGUUACAGAACACAUUCACCAUCUGAUAAUAGGAAAAUGUCAUGUUUGUAAAACCGUUCAUCAUUCUACUAAAUCCACGCGGUCAACUUAAGGUGUCACCAUAACAUAUUUUUCAUUUAUCUUUUUGUCAAAUAAAAGGGUUAAUUUGUUUGUUAAAUCUAAUGGUGACAGUCAUUAGAAAUGUGUGGAACUAAGUUUACUGGCAAAUGUGGAAAUGUCGUUCUGGAAUAAACACUUUUUAGGAA